AUGGGGGGAAAGACCAAAUCCCCUGGGCAGGCGUUGCUCAACGCUUUUCCGUUCUCUUCCGAGAUCAUGUCCUACAAAAUACCCGGCGACUUUAAAUUUCCGGAACAAGCCACCUUCGACGGAUCCGGAGACCCACGCGAGCAUCUGCUUAGCUAUCAGGCCAAAAUGCAGGUCUUGGGAAUGCGAGACCCGGUGAUGUGUCGCGCCUUCUUGCCCACGCUGAAAGGCUCGGCACAAAGGUGGUUAGUGGCGCUGCCUCCUAAGUCGAUUCACAGUUUUGAGGAGUUAGCCGACCGCUUCAUGAGCCAUUAUGCGGCCAACAUCAAGCCACAGAAGGAUCUGACUCACCUGGGAGAUGUCCAUCAAGAGGAAGGCGUGUCCCUGAAAGCCUACUUGGUUCGAUGGCAAAAGGAGAUUCAGUCUAUCGAAGAGGUCGAAGAUCAGACCGCACUCACUUUUUUCAUCGAAUCUUUACGAUCCGACCAGUUGUAUCGGGAGCUGCGGGAUAACCGCCCGACUACAUACGCGGAAACCAUACACAUGGCCAAUAAACGGGCUAACACGGAGCAGGCCAUGAAGCAUAAGCGACAACGCGAAAUCGGAGGAUCCACCGGCGGAAAGAGGACCCGCGCGGAAACCAAGGAAAAGCGCCCGGAAGGGGCUCGGUGA
Ipomoea nil (Japanese morning glory) is the source of this 669-nucleotide messenger RNA. RefSeq lists its product as uncharacterized. The coding region runs from base 1 to 669 and encodes 222 amino acids. The transcript has a single exon. The record is from RefSeq and is a predicted model, not a curated record. NCBI's taxonomy places the organism in Eukaryota, Viridiplantae, Streptophyta, Magnoliopsida, Solanales, Convolvulaceae.